UCACGAGCUAAAGGACUGCAAGUCAAAUACUAAAAAAUGCUCAAAUUGCUUAAAACUUAAUGAUGAAAAUGUGCCUGUGGAUCAUGCUGUAUGGGAAAAAAUCAAAUGUUCGGCAUAUACAGAUGCUUUAACGAGACUUGCCCCAAAGCCAGAUAGGAUCUAGCAACUACAACUUUUUAUUGACUCUCCUAGUAAAUAUCUCUUUUAUAUCAAGUUUAGAUUAAAGUCUUCAAUCCCAUUAAAUUUAUUUAAUUACUGUUUAUUGUUCUUUUGUUUUUUACUUUAUACCUAAUUUUUUGUUUACUUUUUUUCUCUACCAAAUUAAUAUGUUAAAUAUUUCUGUUGCCUUUUUUAAUGUGAGAUCGCUUACCUGCAACUUUGUAAAAUUUAAGGACAUAUUAAAUGCAGAGCGUUAUGAUGUGGUCGGUGUGGUUGAAACUAGACUAGAUGCUCGAAUGCUUUCUGUUAAUUUGAAUAUAUCAGGUUAUGAUCUUGUAAGAAUGGAUCGUAACAGUCGAGGAGGAGGUGUUGCAGCUUACGUAAGUAAUAAGUUAAAGUAUAUAAAUUUGGGCGGUUCGUGUGCUGAUGAUCUUGAACAAUUAUGGAUAAAAGUAUACCUCUCAAAAUGUACUUGUAUAAUUGGUACACUUUAUAGACCUCCGCGUACCCUAAAAGAAAAUUAUUCAAAUUUUUUAAACUUUUUUGAGGAUAAUGUAUCUAAUUUCGUAAUAUCUUGUAAUAAAUUUAUAUGUGGUGGAGAUAUAAACAUAGAUUUGUUAAAUACGGAAAAUAAAUAUACUAUUCAGUUUUUAGAUGCAUUAGAUUCUUUCGGUUUGAAGCAAAUUAUAAAUUCUGCGACACGUGUUGAUCGUCAGUCUGCAACACUGCUGGAUGCUUUGAUAAUAUCAUCGGACUUGGAACCAAUUGAUUUUGGUGUAAAAUAUCCUGAUGUUACGGAUCAUUUAUUAGUUUUUUGUAGAUUUAAGCAACCAAAAAGUGAUGCUAAUAGUUUAAAAUUUACUUUUCGGAAUUUUAAAAGACUCGAUAAGGAUUGGUUAAUGGAAUUGCUUUUGGUAACACCUUUUGACCUAAUUCUGUAUAUUGAGAACAUAGAUGAGAAAGUUGCGGCAUUCAGCGGUUUGCUGAUUGAUUUAUUUGAUACUGUUUGUCCAUAUAAAACUAUUACAUUUAAGAAGAAAAAACCACCUUGGAUUACAGACACAAUAAUUCUAAUGAUAACCUUACGAGACAAAUCUUUUAAGAAAUAUAAAAACUCAAAAAAUUUACAAGACUGGAAUUACUAUAAAACACUUAGAAAUCAGAUAAAUAUAGCAAUUAGAAACGAAAAGAGGGCAUAUCUCCAGGAAACCAUAAAUAAUAAUAGAUCUCAAAAAGAAUUAUGGCAAAAAUUUCGCGACUUAGAGAUAUAUUCGAGGAAUAAAAAAACUAUAAUACCAGAGUCACUGAAUAAUGCUCAACUUAUCAAUGAUUAUUUUUUGCAGCAUAGUGGAAUAGAGACGUCGUCAAACUUGGAAUUAAUACAUUUUUAUAAAAACCACACAGUUAAAAAUUUCAAUGCACUUUUUGAGUUUAGUUUGGUGGACGAAGACAUUAUAUAUAAGUAUUUACUGGAUAUUAAAUCGGAAGCAAUUGGCAUUGACGACGUGUCCAUAAAAAUGAUUUUGCUUUGUUGUCCGUAUAUAUUGCCUAUAAUAACAAAUAUUAUCAAUAGCUGUCUUUUAUCUAACACAUUUCCAGAUGAAUGGAAAAUAAGUAAAGUUCUACCAAUGCCAAAGAAGUCACAUCCCUUAGAGCUUAGCGAUUUGCGUCCGAUAAGCAUUUUACCAACGCUUUCUAAGUGCUUGGAAAAGAUAAUGAAUGCUCAAAUUAAAGUAUAUCUAGAUAGAAAUGUUUUACUUCCGAAGAGGCAAUCUGGUUUCAGACAGGGAUAUAGUUGCACAACUUCUUUACUUGAUGUUGUGGAUGAUGUUCUUAGAAUGACAGAUAUUGGAAAAACAACAGUCUUUAGUUUUACUGGAUUAUACAAAGGCAUUCGACACCAUUUCUCAUAAACUACUUUUGGCAAUAUUAUCCUAUACAGGCUUUUCCGCGGACGCGGUUGCAAUGAUUCAUAGCUAUUUGUCUAAUAGAUAUCAAAUUGUUCAUACGGAAAACAGGCAAUCUACUAAAAAUAAAAUUCUGAGAGGUGUGCCUCAAGGAACCAUAUUGGGCCCAUUACUUUUUAAUAUUUAUGCAGCACAAGUUUCUACGGAAGUGGUUACAUCUAAAACAUACUUUUACGCAGACGACACACAGUUAAGUUAUUCAUUCUAUCCUAAUGACAUAGAUAAUGCUAAUAAAGUCUUAAAUAGUGAUAUAGAUAAAUUGGU
Messenger RNA from Sitophilus oryzae (rice weevil), 2390 nucleotides. RefSeq lists its product as uncharacterized. The coding region runs from base 327 to 2072 and encodes 581 amino acids. The record is from RefSeq and is a predicted model, not a curated record. Lineage: Eukaryota; Metazoa; Arthropoda; Insecta; Coleoptera; Curculionidae. The transcript has a single exon.